This is a messenger RNA of Plutella xylostella (diamondback moth), 2097 nucleotides long. Lineage: Eukaryota; Metazoa; Arthropoda; Insecta; Lepidoptera; Plutellidae. The record is from RefSeq and is a predicted model, not a curated record.
UCAUAUUAUGUAAACAAAAUCGAACAAAUCUAAAAAAUCAACUCAAAAUUGGAAGAAAAUUUCACAAUAAUCCAGAAAAACUAAGAAAACCUCUAUAAAUUACUGUCAUGUUGUGAACCAUGAGAAAAUUCUUACAAAGGGCGAUGCACAAGCUAUGAAUGAAAAAUCUCCGUGUACUGAAAGUCUAUCUACAAUAGUUACGAAUCAUGAACAAUUUGAUGUGAAGGCCGCAAUAAAAUUAGUUGCACAGCUUGAAUACUAUAAAAAAUCGACGGUUGAAAUCGAAAAACAAAUAGGUGAAUUAGAAUUGGAGGUGCACUAUCUUACCGAAAUGAGUGACCAAGCCAAGCCCAGCUACUGCCGCAGUGCAGCCGGACAGAACAUCUGCUUCGCACAACCGAAACCUGGUCCGCCUGUACCUCCAGGAACGAAAGCGUGCGGAGUGUGUCCACCAUGCCCCGCUCCGUGCAACCCAGACGCACCACCAACCCCGGCUGAGAGGGAGGUGGCCAGACUGACUAUACAACUAAAACAGUGCGAAGGACUGUUCAAAGCGAAAGUCACUGAGUGCGCAAUUCUCCGGGCGGACCUUUUAGCCACAAAAGAAGAGCUGGAAAAAGAGAGAUGUCAGCACCGAGAGGUCCUCAACAAGCUGCGGGAGUUGGAAAUGAAAUUCGAGGGUCUGGCCACUCAGACCAACAACAUGUUUGGGAGCAAAGAGCAAGCGUAUGAGCACGAGGUCAGCGUGAGGACGCUGAAGCAGUGCUAUAAAGAAGCCAGGGAGGAGAUCGAAGAGUUGAGGUUACUGAUGAAGGAGCAGAAUGAACAGCUGCAGGAUUACAGAGUCAAGUAUCUGCAAGCUCAGCAGCUUGUCGAGGAACAGAAGAAACAGCUGGACAUGAUGGACAUGGACAACACGCGGAUCAGCGAACAGAUCAACUUGGAGAUCCAGCAAGUAAAGUUGAAGUUCCAAGAAAAGUUGCAAGAGCUGUCUCCACUGCCGGACCUGCUGAGAGCGACCCAGUUGAAGCUGAAGGACGCUCAGCAGUCGCAGGCGGUGGCGGAACACAACGCUGAACAGCUGGCCAGGGAACUACUCAUUUGCAGAGAAAAAAUCCAUGUCCUUCUUCACGAGAAGCGUGCCUCGUCAGCGUCAGCUACGUCAGAUUCGAAGGCGGUAGACCGCGGAGAUGAGAAGCUGAUAGCCUCGCUCAACCAGCGCAUCACGCAGCUCACCGAAGUCAACCAGGCUAUGAAGAAUGAGAUUGAGAGACUCAAGAACAACGUGAUCCGCAUGGAGGAGGCGUGCCUGGCGUCAGACAAGCGUCUCCAGGAGAAGCUGCACGAGUGUGCCGCCCUCGGUGGGGAGCUGGACCGGUGCCGCGACGACGCCGCCCGCGCCAUGGCUCGGGCCAAUGAGAGGACUGACACUAUGAAGAAAUGUCUGCAAACAACGGUAGCAGAGUUAGAGAGGCAGCUGGCCUACGCCAGAGCUCAAGUCAGUACUGCGCACAAGGAGCGCGAGGAGCUCCAAGCCCGCAUGCAGUGCCACAUCAAGCGGUUGAACGAGAACUUCGAACAGGCCCAGUGCAGGAUCCAGCGUCUGACCACGCAGGUCAACGACCUGAGGAGGGCUCCUGGCGACGAUGACGCUGACGAGCUCGACUGCACCUGCAAGAACUUCUUCUCGGAGGUGCCCAACUGAUGAGAGGACCAGCCAGCUGCUGGUCACCAUCGACAUAGUGCUGCUUUAUGCCUAGUUUAACCACAGUCUGUUAGAUCAUUAACACUCCUGUUACAUUGAAAUGUCAUCAAUUAUAAGUCAUCUCCAUAUUAAAUUCUUGACAGAUAUUUGUGUCAAAGGUCAACAACUAAUUCCUUGUUAUGAUCUAACAGAGUAUGGUGAAACUGGGGCUCUCGUGUUUUUAUACCCAAACUUGCUAACAAAUCUCUCAUUCUAAUAGCUACCAAAAUUAGGUUUUGAUGAGUGUUUCAUGCUUUCUAAUAAGUACGAAGGCAGGGCUUGAAUUGUAUAUUGUACUUAAAUCUUUUUCGUAAAAUUUAAUCGUUGUUUAUCUUGCUCAAUUUCGACAAUCU